Tachyglossus aculeatus (Australian echidna) is the source of this 2661-nucleotide messenger RNA. RefSeq names its product Mdm1 nuclear protein (gene SAXO6). The record is from RefSeq and is a predicted model, not a curated record. Bases 60 to 2210 code for a protein of 716 amino acids. Gene Ontology annotation, biological process: negative regulation of centriole replication. The transcript has 15 exons. Gene Ontology annotation, molecular function: microtubule binding. Lineage: Eukaryota; Metazoa; Chordata; Mammalia; Monotremata; Tachyglossidae.
UCCUCCUCCAGGAAGGCCUCCGGGAUUGCACCCUUCCCAGUCCCCGGGAUCCGGCCGACAUGCCCCUGAGGUGCAAGGGGCUGAGCGAAUACCAGAGAAACUUCCUGUGGGAGAAAUCCCGUCCGUCUGAGAACGGUAAUUCUUUGAAGCCGAAAAAAUGCCAGUGGGCCGGACUCCGAUCGGAUCAGUUAGGAAUCACCAGGGAGCCCGGCUUUAUUUCCAAGCGGCGCGUCCCUUAUUACAACCCCGAGAUCGCCAAGUCCUUGGAGUGGAAAGAGGACGACGUCUCGGACAGCGAUGGCCCAGAACGGCGCGAACCCAACAUACCGCCACUCCUACAGUUGCCCGGGACGAGCGAGGAAGAAGAUGGGGGCCAUGAACGGCUGGAAACCACCGUGGUCCCCAAGGCUCCCAGGAGAAACAGAUCUCUCUCUGCGGACUCGAGGAUUGAAAGCCCCCGCGACCCCACGGGAAACAAGCAAGCCCCUCCGCAGCCCGCCUCCGCCAAGAGGAAGGACACAUUCGAACCCUCCAAAAGGGAGGCAAGAAACGUGGAUGAAGGGCUGGCCAGAGUGCUGAAGAAGCGAUCCGGAUUAAACGUCGCUCCCCUGUCUCACGCGCUUAGAAAUUCUGAGUACCAAAGGCAGUUUGUGUGGAAAACCUGCAAGGAGCCUUCUCCAAUGCUUGCUGCUGAGCAGAUUUUUCACCGAAAUCGAUCGGUCCUGCCACACAAAAUCGAUGCACCUGUUCCAGAAACCGAGUAUUCGAGAAAUUUCAGGGGUUCAUCUCCAGUAAAGGAGACCCGACUCAAGUGUGAUUUGGAGGAGAAGAGAAAUCCCGAGAACAAAUCCUUGGGAAAAAAAAGUCAGACGGAAGACGGGUCCGUGGAGCAAGGACGAGCAGAAACGGAGGCAAAGGAGCCUAGCCAACCAAAACAUAAAGUUACUCCCUGGAAACUCAAACGGCUUGGGAAGGAGAACACGGAGUACGGAUCCAAAUUUUUAUCCCCAGCUCUCUACUUCUACCAAGACGGGGCUUGGAUCCGGGCGAAGGGAAAGGCGACGGACCAAGGUUUUCAAGGCACCUUAAAUUCCAUGUGGUAUAAUGAGGUGAGAGAACUCCGGGAGAAAGCCGAGGCUUAUAGGAAACGAGGACAGGGAACCCAUUUCUCCCGGGAUCACCUGAACCAGAUUCUCUCAGAGAACAAUCGCCUCUGGGAUGUGUCUUCCUCCUCUAGCUCCGAAGAGACCAUCAGCAACAACAUCAGAGCCCUAGAUCUUGCCGGGCUUUCUCCACACCAGGGGUCCGCUGCAGAAGAAGAAAGGACGGCUUCCGAGGAAGCCAAGGCGCGGAAUUCGACGGGAAAGUUGGGCCCGUCGGAAGCCGCCACUGUCCCGUCUAGACGGAGGUUAGCCUGGAGUGCGGGUGACGGUGAAAGGGUGCCGCACCACUCACCAGUCGACGGAGAAGAAGAGGAAAAUAAAAAAGAAGGCGUCGAGGAGGUGGAACGUUUGGGAGAAAAGGAUCGAAACGCUCAGACAGACGAUACCAAGGAAGACGGAGAGAAUGCUUCACUCCACAGUGCUGGGCUAGAUAGAUCAGAUUCUCCUUCUGUAUCCUCAGGAAAAGGGGGCAGACUUCCGACUCCGAAGCUCAAAGACCUCGGGGGACCUCAAAGAACGCAUCAUGACCUUACUACUCCAGCCGUCGGAGGUGCAGUUCUCGUGUCGCCGACCAAGCGGAAGCCUUCCUACCCAGAGCCCAGGAAAGACGCGUCCAUUUUUGACCUCUCGGGAAGCAGUUCAAAGAGCAAGCUCAGCAGGAAAGAAAACGUCUUGGUAGCCGCUUCUCCAACUGCCGGGGUGAAAACAGUGGAUCCCCUUCCCCUGAGGGAGGAGGUCGAGGCACCCGGGUCCGCCGAAGCCCCUCUGCCCACCUCAAGACCGCCGGCCCCCCGGGCUCCGUCUCCCCGGCAUCCAUCUCGACGCAUCCGAGGGUCCCUUCGGGAUCCGGAGUUUCAACACAACGGAAAUCUUAUGAGUCCAAGGAUACCCUCCCAUUUCCAGUUACCACGGCGUGACGAACCUUGUAACGAUGAAGAUGACAGAUUGUCCCAGAUCUCUGCUCACUCUGCAGCUUCUAGCCUUCUGGCUCUUCAGACUCUGGCUCGGGCUCAGAGAAGGAAAGAAGGUUUUUGGAACAAAAAAUAAUGAUUUGUACACCUGGAUUUUUUUUUUUGGAUACUGUUUGUACGGUAUUUUUUUAAUCCAAGGAAUUUCAGGGUGUAGUAUUUUUUUUUCUGUAGGGGGGAUAUUCUUUUACAGUAAGCAUUUCAGUCUGCUCAACCUGUUAAAGAGUAUUCUUGGGACACACGGGGAGAUAUAGAUGCAUUUUCACUGGAAAGAAUUCCCAUUCCACUAGUAAAGAGUGGUGUACUACCAUAGAUUUGAGAUGUGGCAGUGAAUAUUCAGAACAGGUCACUAGGAAUUAAGGUGAAAAGGAAGAAAUGUGGUUGAAUUGUGUGUAAUUUUCUUUCCCUUUGCACUUAAAUUCUAAAUGUCAGAAAAUGAGCUUUUUGUCUAUACAACUUUCAGUUUUGGUUUUCCACUUUCUACUCUUCUGGUAGCAAAUACUGUUUUAUAAAUAAAGCUAAGUGUGAUG